This is a messenger RNA of Neospora caninum, 1113 nucleotides long. Its product is annotated as SAG3 protein, related. Bases 1 to 1113 code for a protein of 370 amino acids. The transcript has a single exon. Lineage: Eukaryota; Apicomplexa; Conoidasida; Eucoccidiorida; Sarcocystidae. The record is from RefSeq and is a predicted model, not a curated record. Gene Ontology annotation, cellular component: membrane.
AUGGAACGCAAAACUUUGUUUUCACACCUGGCGCGGCCGGCGGUUGGUCUGUUUUUUCUUCUUUUCGUAUCAUGUCUGUGCUUGUCGUUGAUGGCCAUGGAAGAGAUUUCUACGACAAUCAAGCCAACGUGCACGGUCCUGCAUAAUCGCACUGAAUGCGUUUGUGGUGACAGGGAAGCUGAUGAGGAAGCACCGGAAUCCACCAACAGCGCAUCCCUCACAGGGUCUAAAAAUACAAUUAGCAUCGAGUGUCCUGAAACAUAUGAUUUUGUGCCCACCGAAAACACGAAGGUAUGCUCUGUGAAUGAAGGUAACAAUGUACCGGACCUGGGAACCUGCAAUCAAGGCAACGUCAAAAUUGAAGCGUUCUUAAAUCCAGUCCCAGCAAGUCCGCCACAGUGGAGCGCAAGCGACGCCAAUACAACGCCGCAUUCUUUAUCCCUUCCACCAUCUAAUUUUCCAUUGACUGACAAGAAAUUCUUCGUAGGUUGCCUAGAAAAAAAACCCCAUUUGAACAGCCAUGUGCGAAAAGCCCCGGCUAAGAAAUCAUGCGUGGUGACUGUGCAAGUGGAGGCCAAGAAAUCGUCGCUGCACGAGAACGUCCUCACUUGCGGCUACGGCGCAAACAGCAACACCGAAAAAACACCGGUGGCGACACUGACUUCCGACAACAACGCACUGACUAUCGUUUGCGGCUCAGAAGGCCAACUGCAUCCGAGUGGGACAUCGACGACUGCCUUCCUCUGCGACAUCUCCACAGAGGAGUGUUCGACAGCCGUAGAACUGACUCACGUAUUUCCUAACGUCAAAGAAGCCUGGAUUACAGUGGAAGGGGAAACAGGCACCAACAAGCUUGUGAUCCCCGAGGAUGGCUUCCCUGAGGAGGACAAAAUGAUUAUGUUGGGAUGCAGCCUCAAGACGGUCUCAGGUAAUGACAAUAAGAAGAAGGAGAACACAACUGUACAGGAGGAGCCUACGUGUAAAGUGAAGGUGGUUAUCCCUGCUGGAGGGAGGUCUUCUGCGACGGCGUCAGGCCCGAGCUCUCCGAUGUUUGCGUUCGCUGUGGGAUUUCUAUCUCUUGUGGUUUCUGGCGCAUACUUGACUUCGCACUAG